Molecule: messenger RNA, 2703 nt
Organism: Colletotrichum destructivum
Lineage: Eukaryota; Fungi; Ascomycota; Sordariomycetes; Glomerellales; Glomerellaceae
Exons: 2
Coding region: 891-2285 (464 amino acids)
Source: RefSeq, a predicted model, not a curated record
UGGACUCCAUUUCUGUCUGGCUCUUGCCCCCGUUCUCGUCGUCUCUUCUUCGUUCUUGACCCGGCACCUUGUUCAUUUUCUGGCUCUCUCUCUCUCUCUCUCUCUCUCUCUCUCUCUCUCUCUCUCUCUCUCUCUCUCUCUCUCUCUUCGUCUCCUACACCCAUCAUUCACGAUAACCAGUCGAGACACUUGGUCACGUUGCGCCGUCGAUCGCUGCUGCUUUACACAUACAGCGUCAACUCAUCGAAGUAUAUCGUCGCUCUUACUCAAACCCUGCCUCGCUCGACCCGGCCCCGAGGCGAUCCGAUCCAACGCUGCUGCCUCUCGCCUAUCUCUCCUCUCAAGCAAUCCCAGGCACCAACCGACCUGCUGCUCUGUGCCUCCCACCUAAGAGGCCAUUGCACUGGUGGAGACGACGUACCUGAGUACCUCAGCACCGCCUGGACCCGGACUUGGACCUGGACCUGGACCUGCUGGACUGGAACCACCACUAACAACAUCUGCUGCACCUGCACCUCACCUGCACCUUGUCCUGUCCUUUUCGCCUCGCCUUACCUCACCUCACCUCAUCUCGCCUCUGGCCGCCAGCUGACCGGCUUUUUCCUCUCACUUUCGCUUACCCUCACCCAUCUCACUCUUCCGCCAUUACUACGACGAACCCAACCCCCCCGCCUUGCAACUUCUCUCCCUCAAAGUGGUUUACGCCUUACCGCCCCUCGAUUGCUGCCGCCGUCGCCGCCAAGUAUCAAUGUCCCAGUCCUGACGCUUGUUUUCGCCUUGCGCAACUGGGACGCCCCGCCUUAAUUCGCACUACGACUACCCAGUGUCUAAUCUAUCCGCCGACCCUUCCGUUCCGCUUGCAACCAUAAGCCAGUCGUUCGUUGCGUUCGAUGUACCUCAAGAUGCGAAUACCUUUCCAUCUGUCGUCUGGUCUUGAAGCCCGUUCGCCCACAGGGCUGCAACGUCGGCAAGAGAUCGACGGCCGAAAGAUCACCACCAUUGUCAUACUCGCCGUGCUGGUCGUACUCAUCUUCGUCGCUUUUGCUGCCUUCUCCUGCCGCGCAUCCCGUCGCUCCACUGGUAACAACUCGAAAAACGCCCGCCGCGGCGGCUUCUUGAAAUCACUCUGGAACACCGGUACCGGCCAAAACAGAUACCGCCAGGCCCAGGAUGAAAACUCCACCUCUACCGAGCAACUGACGACGCGCCGCCGCUCGCGCCCGUCCUCUGUUGCAUUCGACGCCUCGGCAGACCAACCGCAGACCGACGCUCGCUCUCCCAACAGCGCUGUGAACCGCAAUACCUCGAUACGCUCCGUCAUGACGCUGCCUGCGUACAGACUCGAUCCGAAUGAUAACGAACAAGUCCUCGGUCGCGAGGGCGAACGCGGAGGUGUCGAUGUUGUCAUUGAAUACCCCACCGAAGAGAAUGAGGAGGAUCUGCGCGACCAAGAGAUGGAGGCUCUCUACCAGAUUCGCCUAGCCCGCCGCCAAGAGCUUGCCGAGCGUGAUGAGCGGAGGAGAGAGCGCCAUGAAGCGCGAGAACGUGGCGACCUGGUGGCCCUGGACAACAUUCGUACGAGAGCUAGAAACGCCAGCAACAACAGUGUCGUCGCCGUCCUUCGCGAAGAGCAUGAACGCCUCAAGAACGAACGCCUGAGGGCUGUCUCGAGUGUGUCAUAUGCCGACCUGGGUGUUGCACGUCACGACGGAACCCGACUCCGGGCCAACAGCAACGAGAGCGAACGAAUGGGCUUGUUGUCCGACUCGGCCAGUAUCGCUGCCACGUCGAUCCGUUCCGGCGCCGAGUCCGCCGCGAACCACAGGAGAGGACGCAGUGCUAGCUCUGUAAUGAGCAUCGAAAGCGAUCUUCCCUCGCCGGGUUUCGCGCCGAGGUCCCGGGCCAACUCGCGCCCGGACACUCCUCGCUUGGACACCCACUCCGGCUCCAGUCCCGAAAUCAUCGAAGCCGACGUGGGUGAUGCUGGCAUGCCCAUUUACUCCCCACCCGGAUACGACGAGGUCUCACUGGACGACGAACGCUCUCGCAGUAAUACGCCCCAGCCAAGCACCGAGCCUCCACCAAACUAUCCGGGUCCUGCCCAACAACGUGCCCAAAGCAUUGCCUCGAGCAUGGCCGGCUUGGCCGCAGAUGACCAAACGACGGCUGGCCUGACAGGCGAACAGCGUCAAACAAGAAAACCACAACUACCUAGCUUGCGUCUCCAGCAAGUGCCGCAGAUUGUCAUCGAGCCUUCCAGCGCCAGACCACACGAUGACAGGUGAAUAAAGGUUGGGCCUGGAGGCUCAGACACACAAAACUCGAAAAUGAUGAAUACGGCUGAACCUAAUGAGCCUAUUGUACACGAAUGAAUACUAGGGGGGCAAUUUUGUUGAUACAUACGAAGCGAGCGGAGCCUGAGUUGGCAAUAUAAAACACAUGUUAGGCAGGGGGUGAUGCCUUGCGUGGCAGCAUCCGAGAUCCCAUUUGCGUAAUAGCUUACUGGCGAACUGUAUAUCGGCGUUAGGCGAAUCUCGUUCCGGUUCGAACGAGCUCCAAAGGAUACCAAAGUUGUUUAGAGAAGUUGAUGCGUUAUACAUAGGUUGGAGCCUGCGCGCUCAACGUGUCAGUGGCUUGAAAUCGUCAUACUGAUCAUUUAAAUUGAUCUGUCUUGGCCAUGCUUGCCGUUGGGAAAUGCUCGCG